UUCUCAAUCGAGGGUUUAUAUAAAUGUUCUGUAAGCACAAUCCAAACCCAGCAGUUGACUGGUGGUUAAAAUUUUGCCUUCGUAAAUUAGACAUGUUUAGACUUGUUAACAUUCGACACCUAAACCCAAACGGUUCACUUUUAAUCUUAGAAACAAACUUUUCGUGCAACUUUUUAUUGGGUGUCCCAGGCUGCAGUUUUCUGGGACUUUGAGGAUGUAUUCGCCAAUCUUUCGUAAUGAUUGCGAAUGCUGAAACUGGACACCUGAAGUGGUUACUUUUAUGACUCUUCACUCAUUCUCCUCCCUUCACGUUCUCUCCCCAUAACAAAACGACGCCAAAUUCCUUUAGUUUUUUUGGCUCGCUGCGUUGAGGCAUUUUUAAGGAACAUAAUGUCGUAUUGACUAAACGGGAAAAACAAUAGCCGUUUAAACCAUUUAAAGAACGAAGUGUGAGGAGCGUGAAAUAGGAAGAAAAUUCAUCUCGAUGGAUGAAAACGAGUGAAAAGGAUAAGACGAGGAGGAGGGCGCGUAACGGGACAGCACGGAGGAAAACUAGUUUUAAGAACCAAGGAAACUGUGGAAAUGUCUGGUUUUUGACUUGUUGGGCAGCCAAGCAGAAUUUGCAAACACAUUCUACCAAAAAAGUAAGGACCUUGAGAAUGGAUGGAGAAAAGGAAAAAGAGAGGGAGCGAGGGGAUGAAAAAGAGAGUGAUGAGACAGAGGAGGAUGCAGAGGGGGCAGCCUUAUCGUGGCAAGAGGGAUACCCUGAUGAUGACCUGGGCUUACCCAUCAUGCACUGGGAGGAUCUGAAUCUCCGUAUUGCUGAACUUGAGAAGCAGCAAGAAGAACGAAGACAGAGGGAAAAGGACUUUGACAGGCUGACAGUAGACUGGCCAGAAAUCAGAGGGCUGAGCAGUCACAGAGAAACCUAUGAGGACAUGGAGGAUGAUUGCAACAGUCGUCUGACUGCUCUGACAACAAGUGAAAGUGAAGAGGAAGAAGAUGAAAUGGAGGCAAAGAACAAGGUGGCAAAACAAUCCGGUAAGAGUGGCACCAAUCAGAGGUUAGAGAAAGAUCAUGGUUCGAGCUCUGGAUCAACUAAGAAAACCAAAUCAAGAGGGUUCAAGAAUGAUGUCAGAGCUGCACUGAGUGUACUCAGACAUAAAUUGAGAUUGGAGCACAAACAGACUAUACCUCCCAGUGAGGCUGUCAGAGAAAGGAAGCACUAUGAACGAAACGACUUGAAGAAUUUCAGCUUGAAGGAGUUGAAAGCGCUGAGGACCUCACUAAGCAAAGACAUUCAUGACCUCAGUUCAGAGCUGGUGGGUCGACUUCUCACAAGGGACCAGCUGAGAACAGAGCAAGAUGCCAUGCUGCUGGAGGUACAAGAUAUGACAUCACUCUGAUGCACAGUCAAAAAUAAUAAUUCCACUAAGGAACAAAAUGACGGGAUCCUUCCUUUUUCAAGACUGUCAUUGAGCUGCCUGAACUAAUUGACUUUACUGUGAAAAGCUACAGCACUCCAUCAUCACUUCAAAAGACUUUACAGCGUUUUUCUUGACAUCUUUAAGGCACAGACGAGGAUUUAAAGCUGCAGUUUACACUUUUACAGUUGCAAGAUCUAACCGAUAAAGCAACAAAGUGGUAAAAGACAAUAUAUGUCAUGACAUGCUCUUUUGCUGAAUAUUACUCUAAUUUGUUUAGUGCCAAAGCCAAUUAUGCCAAGCCUCACGUGUUAAGACAUGGCUCAUUAAAUGCUACAAAGUAUGUGUGUGUACAUACAUUGCCAAGCAACUCAUAACUGGAUUGUUUGUGUCACUGUUUGUGAAAUGCUUAAAUAUUAUUUUGUGAAAUAAAAGGGAAUUCAGUAAAAUUG
Molecule: messenger RNA, 1876 nt
Organism: Puntigrus tetrazona (Sumatra barb)
Lineage: Eukaryota; Metazoa; Chordata; Actinopteri; Cypriniformes; Cyprinidae
Product: schwannomin-interacting protein 1
Exons: 7
Coding region: 489-1406 (305 amino acids)
Biological process (GO): positive regulation of hippo signaling
Cellular component (GO): plasma membrane; cell junction
Source: RefSeq, a predicted model, not a curated record